CGCAACUUCAAUUAUCAGGCCAACCUCGUUGUCUCUAUACUUACACCUCACGCCACUACCCACCGCCUCACCGCAGAGUCUCAUCAAUAUAGCUGAUAAUCUCGAAAGAUCAUUGAUCACGGAUCUCCAACUACCGCGUGAGGAAUAGUAUCAUCUUAGUCGGGACGUGCCAAUUUUCCUUCAAUUGAAAACCAACCUGCUCAAUGACGAACGAAUGCCGAGAAGAUAGUCCAUCCGUUACAGCGGGUAUGAUUCGUAGGUGAAACUUAAUAUCAAAUCUUCCUUCUUAUCCGGAAUGUUUGCCUGCUGUGAAUCGUGACUUGGGGCGCGAUGUUCCGGCUUUAUUUGCUUUGGGUGCCUCGCUGGAAUUCAAGACUACUUUGCAAAUGAUUAUAGGUAUGGUACUUCUUUAUACAAUGUGGCUCCGGAUGCACACAUUUGCUGGUUCUCUGCGUACUAUCAUUCUUACUUGGCGCGUUCUUCCAUUCAUGGCGUCGGAAGCUCAUCAUCUGCUUCUUCUCCCCGGGUGCAGUUCUCAGUCCGCGAAACCUUCAUGCAUGCCCCAUCAACUCGCCCAGCAUUCAGUUUGUCCUUUAAAGCUUAGAGAGGACCCUGGUGAGGCGUCGGUAGUGCACAGGUCACGAGCAGUACACCUAAUCCGAGUCGAAGGGACGGACGGGUAGUUAGGAUAAAGGUGGGAAUCUGACCCUCGCCUUCGAGGACCUCCCAAAAACAUAUCACCGGAGGCCUAUGACCGAGAAAUUCCCUAUCACUCAAGCAUGGGUUGAACCACACGACGGGUAAACUCCUGGGCGGAGAGAAAUAAUCCGUGGUUCGAGGAAUAGAAGGAGAUGUUGUGGUCCUCGCCUUGGAAGACUUUCUGAUCGGUGUUUAGGGAGCGAGGACAAGAUAAGUAAUGGGGAUUGGGAGUCGUGCGUUUGGGGCAGUGGAUAUAAUCGAUUUCUAUCGAUUAUUCCCUUCCGAAUGGCGAUGUCUCGCGCUGUUGUAAAGGAUCACAAGGUUUGGUGGUUCAUGCCAUG
Desarmillaria tabescens is the source of this 1040-nucleotide messenger RNA. RefSeq lists its product as uncharacterized. The record is from RefSeq and is a predicted model, not a curated record. The coding region runs from base 387 to 683 and encodes 98 amino acids. The transcript has 2 exons. Lineage: Eukaryota; Fungi; Basidiomycota; Agaricomycetes; Agaricales; Physalacriaceae.